CCCCCAGCCCUGCUUAGAGGGAGAAAAAAAAAAAAAAAACCAACCAACCCAAAAAGCCGAAGCUAGGCAGAGCGACGUUGCGCACGCGGCGUCAUGCCGGGCCGGUCCUCUUUAGAAGCCCCGCCCUUGUUUCUGCGCCUGCGCUAUUCGAGUUGGGUCUUUCCGGGCCCGGCGACGGGUGAGAGACGCUGAAAUAAUGGAAGAAAACGAGGAUUGCGUGCGCUCGGUGGAUCCAAAAUGUACCACUCCGGAAUCGACGAUCCAAACCGAAGAAACAAAUACGGAGAACCCUUCAGAUACUUCCAACAUGUACAGGUACAUUAAAGAGGACUUGUUCACUUCGGAAAUCUACAAGGUAGAACUUCAGAAUCUCCCCAGAUACAUCGGCUUUAACGAAGUCAAGAAAUUCCUUGCCAAAUACGGACUUAACCCGCAUAAGAUAAAACUGAUGGGGAAACAGACUUUUGCUUUCGUCACCUUCAAGAGCGAGGAAGAAAGGGACAAAGCGAUGAAAGUUCUCCACGGGGUCCGGUGGAAGAACCGGAACCUGAGCGUCCGCUUGGCCAAACCAAAAGCGGAUCCCAUUUUGAAGAAGAGGAAGAGAGAGGAAGGCGCCGAAGAGUUGUCGGCCAAGCGUCCGGCUUCAUCCAAAGACGGCGAGGAGGAGCCUCUGAGCAAGCAGAUAGCGGAUGUGGUGACUCCUUUGUGGGCCAUGUCCUAUGAAGACCAGCUGGUGAAGAAGAGGAAGCAGUGUGAAGAAGUGUUGGCGAAACUGACCAGGGACAUGGGAAACAACAACCGAGCGCUGCUCCCAUGGUUGUUCCUGCAAAAGGAGAAGCACGAUGGGCUUUGUUGCCCCUUGGAGGGAGUGAAGCCAUCCCCAUUACAGACCGAGUACCGCAACAAAUGUGAAUUUUUGAUUGGCUUAGGCCCAAAUCAAGACGAUAAAACGGUCGGCUUCCGGCUGGGCAAAUACAAGGGGGGUUCCUGCGCUGUUGUGGAACCCUUCGAGACCAUCCACGUUCCCACGGAGGCAAAAAUGGUGGCCAGGGCAUUCCAGGACUACAUACGGUCAACCUCCUACGGCGUUUAUAGCCCAGAAACCUACGAAGGACACUGGAAACAGCUAACAGUUCGUACUAGCUCGAAUGGCCACGUCAUGGCAAUUGCCUAUUUUAACCCACAGAAAUUAAGCAAAGAAGAACGUGCUACAUUGCAAUCCUCUAUGGCUAAGUACUUCACAGAAGGUCCCGGGAAAGGCAGCGGCAUAACAUCUUUAUAUUUUGUAGAAGAAGGCCAGAGAAAAUCACCGAAUCGGGAAGAUUUAAUUUUGAACAACAUCGCUGGUGAUAAGUACAUACAGGAAGAUCUUCUGGGGUUAAAAUUCCGGAUUUCGCCCCAUGCUUUUUUCCAGGUGAACACGAAGGCAGCCGAGGUUCUGUAUUCAACCAUUCAGGAUUGGGCCGACAUCAACCAGGAAACCACGGUGCUGGAUGUUUGCUGUGGAACUGGAUCAAUUGGCAUAUCUCUUGCACAGAAAGUGAAGAAAGUUAUCGGAGUCGAACUCUGCCAAGAAGCGGUUGAAGAUGCCAAAGCAAACGCUCAGCUGAAUGGGUUGAUGAAUGUUGAAUUCCACUGUGGGAAAGCUGAAGAGCUUGUUCCUCACCUCGUGAAUACGUUAGCGCUACACAACACAGUUACAAUUGUGGAUCCCCCACGAGCAGGUUUACAUUCCAAAGUAAUCCUCGCCAUCCGAAAAGCCGAGCACUUGAAAAAGCUCCUUUACGUCUCCUGCAACCCUCGAGCUGCUAUGAACAACUUUGUGGACCUUUGUCGAGCACCUUCUCACCGCGUGAAGGGCAGCCCCUUCCGGGUUAUCAAAGCAACGGCGGUAGAUCUUUUUCCCCACACCAUGCACUGCGAGAUGCUUUUCUUCUUCGAAAGAAUCGAGUAUCCAAACAGCAAAGCAAGUAACGCCCCUGCGGGCUCGGCGGAGAUUCCAGAUGGGAGAUCAGUGGAGACUCCAGAUGUGAGAUCGGCGGAGAUUCCGGGUGUGGGAUCGGCAGAGAUUCCGGAUGAGGGAUCGGUGGAGACUCCGGGUGUGAAAUCGAUGGAGAUUCCAGAUGUGAAGUCCCCAGAAACAACUUCUCCCGAGGCCGACACCACAGACUCCCUCCCGAGAACAGCGAUGGGAAGUCCCAGUUAGUAAUUCUUUUGGCCCGCCCAGCACAGAAAGGACCUGUGUUUUACUUCCCGAUCUUAAAAAGAUAGGCCGCUUCCCCCUCCCCUUCCUUUCAUUACCCAGCCAGCUUCUGCUUAAAUUUUGAAAAAGUAACAAGUUUGAAGUAUGUCAAUAGUUUAAGGGAGACUGUUGGAAGCAAAGGCCUGAAGAUACAAUUUCAGACUGUACUUUUUUUUUUGUAAUGGUGUAUUUUUGAAAUCAUGGAGCGAACGGGAUUAAAGCCAUUGGGUGCA
Messenger RNA from Pantherophis guttatus, 2475 nucleotides. It is a transcript of the gene TRMT2A, whose product is annotated as tRNA methyltransferase 2A. The record is from RefSeq and is a predicted model, not a curated record. Gene Ontology annotation, biological process: RNA processing. Gene Ontology annotation, molecular function: RNA methyltransferase activity; RNA binding. Lineage: Eukaryota; Metazoa; Chordata; Lepidosauria; Squamata; Colubridae.